GGAAUCUCUUUGUUCUAAGAUUACCUGAAGAAUUAUUGAUUGAAUAAAAAUUAGUCCUUUGAUUUUUUUUCAGUUGAGAAUUCCAUGACCUAGACGAUGUAGCAGGACACACCAAUUGAAAUAAUUAAAUAUUUUUAUUUCGUUUUCGAAAUUUCGUAACAUAACUCAGUUUUAUUGAAGUGUUUUUCUUGCAUUUUCCAUGAAUGGAUUUAAAGACAGUGUUUUGGUGACUAACGCGCCAAAUAGUUUUUCAAGACGUUUGUUUUGAAAUGAAUAAACAAUGAAGAAUAUACUUUUUAUAUUUGUUUUCGUUAUAAUUUUCAUUUGGAUAAAACCAUCGGGGGCUCAAGAACUGAACUGUACAGAUCCUACACCCAGCGACGGCUCUGCACUACUUCCUGGCGGCCUUCUGCAUGGAAGUUUCGCGCAGAUUAGUUGUGACCAAGGAUUCACCUUAAAUGGAGACAGCAUUAUUCUUUGCUUUAAUGGUACCUGGAGUACCGAUACAACUUGUGAUAUAAUUGACUGCGGGGAUCCAACUCCGACUUACGGACUCAGCAAUCACACAAGUACCACCUACCAAUCAACGGCCGGUAUAUCAUGUAACGUCGGCUAUAAUCUCCAGGGAUCAUCUUUCAUUGAAUGCCAGUCAGACAGUACUUGGAGUGACUCACCUACUUGUCAACCUCAUGACUGUGGAACCAUAACCCUGACAGACGGAUCAGUUAAUACACCAGGGGGCACUACUUACAACCAGGAGGCGACGCUGUCAUGUAACACCGGAUACACGUUGAAUGGACCUUCCGUGGUUGAAUGUCUAGUUUCUGGCUGGAAUGACAGUUCUACGUGUGACAUCGUCGUUUGUGGAAACCCAACGCCGACGAACGGUGUGGCGGACGCUCCGGCAGGAUUUACGUACGGCAAGAUGGCUGUAAUUUCUUGCAAUACGGGACAUACUCUGUCCGGUGAUACGUUAAUCAUAUGUCAGGCUAAUGGCACGUGGAGUGAUUCCCCUACAUGUGAAAUCAAUGACUGUGGAACUGUCACACCAGCUGACGGCAUAGCUAACGGGUCUUCCACCACGUACGGAACUGUGUUGAGUAUAGAAUGUAACACAGGGUACGUCUUGAGUGGUGCAACCGUAACUGAGUGUCAGGCAAACUCAGAGUGGACAGACGAACCACUCUGCAACCCCAACGAUUGUGGAGUAGCAGCACCAGCUAAUGGCCAGGCUUCCACGCCGUUAGGUACCACAUAUACUCAAGAAGCAGCUAUCUCGUGUGACCCGGGUUAUGACCUCGACGGACCGUCUGUACUUGUGUGCACGGAAACUGCCUGGAACGACACGGUUACAUGUGUGAUACAAGACUGUGGUGACCCAGCUCCUGACAAUGGCUCCGCCGUGAUUCCAGUGGCUACAACGUACGGUGAGGUGGCGAUUAUUAGCUGUGACACAGGCUUCACGUUAAAUGGGGUUAAUUUCAUUACUUGUGAAGACGGAGCGACAUGGAGUUCAACACCAACAUGUGAAAUAAAUGACUGUGGUGAUCUGACACCUCAGAAUGGGUCACGAAGUGCCGGACCUACCACCUACACGUCAUCAUUGACUAUAGCAUGUGAUACAGGGUUCGAUCUGGUCGGUUCCGCAUCAAUCACAUGUCAAGCUGAUUCCACAUGGACUGAAUACCCGACUUGUGACCCCAAAGAUUGUGGAACCUUGAUUGUUGUAAAUGGACAGUUUACUGCUGCAUCAGGAACGACAUUGGGAGAAACAGCAACACAAUCCUGCAAUACUGGUUACACGUUAGCAGGAGAUGCGACAGUCACAUGCACAGAUUCCGGCUGGAACAGUUCUGCUGCAACAUGUACCAUCGUCGACUGCAUGACUCCAACAAUCAUUAACGGAGAAACUGCUGAAACUCCAAGAGGCACCACAUACGGCGAGAUAGCUAUAAUGGCAUGUGCAGGCGGCUAUACGCUAAAUGGAAAUGCGUUUGUAACCUGUCAGGCCGAUGGCAGCUGGACAACACUUCCAGCGUGCGACAUUAGAAACUGUGGUGAUCCCACUCCGUCAGCUGGUACUUCGAAUGACACAAACUACGAGUACGGUACAGCAAUUCAAGUCACAUGCAACAGUGGUUACACUAUUCAAGGGAGUUCAUCGAUUAUUUGCCAGGCUGAUGGUACUUGGAGUGACAGUCCAACUUGCGAUCCGGAAGAUUGUGGAACCUUGACCGUUGUAAAUGGACAGUUUACUGCUGCAUCAGGAACGACAUUGGGAGAAACAGCAACACAGUCCUGCAAUACUGGUUACACGUUAGCAGGAGAUGCGACAGUCACAUGCACAGAUUCCGGCUGGAACAGUUCUGCUGCAACAUGUACCAUCGUCGACUGCAUGACUCCAACAAUCAUUAACGGAGAAACUGCUGAAACUCCAAGAGGCACCACAUACGGCGAGAUAGCUAUAAUGGCAUGUGCAGACGGCUAUACGCUAGAUGGAAAUGCGUUUGUAACCUGUCAGGCCAAUGGCAGCUGGACAACACUUCCAACGUGCGACAUUAGAAACUGUGGUGAUCCCACUCCGUCAGCUGGUACUUCGAAUGACACAAACUACGAGUACGGUACAGCAAUUCAAGUCACAUGCAACAGUGGUUACACUAUUCAAGGGAGUUCAUCGAUUAUUUGCCAGGCUGAUGGUACUUGGAGUGACAGUCCAACUUGCGAUCCGGAAGAUUGUGGAACCUUGAUCGUUGUAAAUGGACAGUUUACUGCUGCAUCAGGAACGACAAUGGGAGAAACAGCAACACAGUCCUGCAAUACUGGUUACACGUUAGCAGGAGAUGCGACAGUCACAUGCACAGAUUCCGGCUGGAACAGUUCUGCUGCAACAUGUACCAUCGUCGACUGCAUGACUCCAACAAUCAUCAACGGAGAAAUUUCUGAAACUCCAAGAGGCACCACAUACGGCGAGAUAGCUAUAAUGGCAUGUGCAGACGGCUAUACGCUAGAUGGAAAUGCGUUUGUAACCUGUCAGGCCGAUGGCAGCUGGACAACACUUCCAACGUGCGACAUUAGAAACUGUGGUGAUCCCACUCCGUCAGCUGGUACUUCGAAUGACACAAACUACGAGUACGGUACAGCAAUUCAAGUCACAUGCAACAGUGGUUACACUAUUCAAGGGAGUUCAUCGAUUUUUUGCCAGGCUGAUGGUACUUGGAGUGACAGUCCAACUUGCGAUCCGGAAGAUUGUGGAACCUUGACCGUUGUAAAUGGACAGUUUACUGUUGCAUCAGGAACGACCUUGGGAGAAACAGCAACACAGUCCUGCAAUACUGGUUACACGUUAGCAGGAGAUGCGACAGUCACAUGCACAGGUUCCGGCUGGAACAGGUCUGCUGCAACAUGUACCAUCGUCGACUGCAUGACUCCAACAAUCAUCAACGGAGAAACUGCUGAAACUCCAAGAGGCACCACAUACGGCGAGAUAGCUAUAAUGGCAUGUGCAGGCGGCUAUACGUUAAAUGGAAAUGCGUUUGUAACCUGUCAGGCCGAUGGCAGCUGGACAACACUUCCAACGUGCGACAUUAGAAACUGUGGUGAUCCCACUCCGUCAGCUGGUACUUCGAAUGACACAAACUACGAGUACGGUACAGCAAUUCAAGUCUCAUGCAACAGUGGUUACACUAUUCAAGGGAGUUCAUCGAUUAUUUGCCAGGCUGAUGGUACUUGGAGUGACAGUCCAACUUGCGAUCCGGAAGAUUGUGGAACCUUGACCGUUGUAAAUGGACAGUUUACUGCUGCAUCAGGAACGACAUUGGGAGAAACAGCAACACAGUCCUGCAAUACUGGUUACACGUUAGCAGGAGAUGCGACAGUCACAUGCACAGAUUCCGGCUGGAACAGUUCUGCUGCAACAUGUACCAUCGUCGACUGCAUGACUCCAACAAUCAUUAACGGAGAAACUGCUGAAACUCCAAGAGGCACCACAUACGGCGAGAUAGCUAUAAUGGCAUGUGCAGACGGCUAUACGCUAGAUGGAAAUGCGUUUGUAACCUGUCAGGCCAAUGGCAGCUGGACAACACUUCCAACGUGCGGCAUUAGAGUUUGUGACGAUCCCGUACUUUCAAACGGGGAUGUCAAUACCACAGCAAGGGCAUACGGCACAGUUAUAUCAGUAUCAUGUGAGGAUGGUUAUACACUACAAGGUUCGGAGAUAAUUGUCUGCAAGUCAGAUGCCACAUGGAGCGACUAUCCAACAUGCGAACCCAUUGAUUGUGGAGACCCAAUGCCAUCUGGCGGAGCCGCUACUAUCUUGUCUGGUACAACAUACGGAAUGAACGCUACAGUAACGUGCAACCAGGGAUACAAUCUGACAGGUUCAUCUUACAUAACGUGUGACGUAACAGGCUGGUCUGACACACCCACAUGUACAGUUCAAGACUGCGGCGAAUUGUCACCGGGAAAUGGUUCAGUCAUAACACCAGAAGGAACAACAUAUGGAUCAAUGGCUGCCGUCACGUGUCACGAUGGUUACGUACUGGUGGGUGACAUCAUAUUAAGAUGUCAAGCAGGACCACAUUGGAGCAGUUAUCCUGUUUGUAUUAAAGAUUGUGGCGACCCCUCACCUGAGAACGGAAAGGCAAGCACAUUGUCUGGAACUACUCUUGACCAGACCGCAACGAUAACGUGCAACGAGGGUUAUGCAUUAGACGGGUCCUCCUCUAUCAAAUGUUUAGAAACAGGAUGGAAUGAUACCACUACAUGUGUCAUCAAAGAAUGUGACGAUCCUUCACCAGACAAUGGUGUGGCACUUACUCCAGAAGGUACACAGUUCGGAGACACUGCUUUUGUCACUUGUAACGAGGGUUUUACACUUGAGGGCAGCGGCUUUAUUUCUUGUGGAUACAAUGGUAGCUGGAGCUCUUAUCCGACUUGUACGAUCAAAGAUUGUAGUGAUCCCGUACCUUACAAGGGGACAGCGAAUGAUUCGUCUACAACAUACGGGAGCGUCAUUGAGAUAAUUUGUGACACUGGACACGUCAUUUCCGGUUCUUCUGUAAUCACGUGCAACGCAGACGGCACUUGGAGUGAUGUACCGACGUGUGACCCUGAUGAUUGUGGAAAUCCUACACCAGCGAACGGUUAUGCUGACUUAACAUACGGUACAACUUACAAUUCUAACGUCACAGUCACGUGUGACACCGGCUACAAUCUGACAGGAUUUUCAGUGUUAUAUUGUCUAGAAACAGGGUGGAGUGAUACACCAAGCUGUAACAUACAAGAAUGUGAAGAUCCAACACCACUGAACGGUAAUUCGGAGCAGACGAGAGGUACAACCUUUGGUUCCGUUGUUAUUGUCAAUUGCAAUGAUGGGUACCAGCUGGUAGGACACACCCACAUCUACUGUGAUGCUGGACCGAUAUGGAGCUCCACGCCCACUUGUAUUAAAGACUGCGGUGACCCGACCCCAAACAACGGCUUUGCCAAUAUACCUUCUGGAACGACCUUCAGUGAAACAGCAACAAUUACUUGCAGUCCUGGUUACAACCUCAAUGGAUCUUCUACUCUUACAUGUCAACAAAGUGGCUGGGAUGACACCCCUACAUGUUAUAUACAAGAUUGUGGAGAUCCGCCAUUAGGAAAUGGAACAGCAAAUACUCCGACAGGAACAACAUACGGUGAAGUAGCAUUUAUCAGCUGCAAUGAAGGUUACACUUUGCAAGGAGAAGAACAUAUUACCUGCGAGGAUGGAGGAUCGUGGAGUUCUACUCCAGCUUGUAUAAUAAUAGAUUGCGGAGAUCCGGCCCCUACUAACGGUCAGUCAGACACGCCGGAGGGUACCACUCUGGGAUCUGUAGCUGGUGUUAGCUGUAACGAUGGUUACAUACUGUCUGGAGACGCCAUACUGACAUGUGAAGCUGGUCCAAUAUGGAGUGAUGACUCAACUUGUAUUAGAGACUGUGGAUCUCCUGUGGUUGAAAAUGGAAAUGUAGACUCUCAAGCGGGCACGUUAUUCGGCCAGUCGGUGACAGUUACAUGUAAUGAAGGGUACGAUAUAUCAGGAGCUUCGACUUGGACAUGUGUUGAUUCUGGCUGGAAUGCCACGGCAUCUUGUGUUAUACAAGACUGCGGAGAUCCAGUCCCUACUAACGGUCAGUCAGACACGCCUGAAGGUACCACUCUGGGAUCUGUAGCUGGUGUUAGCUGUAACGAUGGUUACGUUCUAUCUGGUGACGCAAUACUGACAUGUGAAGCGGGUCCACAAUGGAGUGAUAACUCAACUUGUAUUAGAGACUGCGGAUCUCCUGUGGUUGAAAAUGGCAAUGUAGACGCUUCAUCCGGCACGUUAUUUGGUCAGUCGGUGUUGGUCACAUGUAAUGAAGGGUUCGAUAUAUCGGGAGCUUCUACUUGGACAUGUGUUGAUUCUGGCUGGAAUGCCACGGCAUCUUGUGUUAUACAAGACUGUGGAAAUCCAGCAUUUGAGAACGGAAUAGCAAGGACUCCUACUGGAACAACAUUCGGUGAAGUAGCAUUUAUUAGCUGUAAUGAAAGCUACACUUUGCAAGGAGACGAGCACAUUACCUGCGAGGACGGAGGGUCGUGGAGUUCUACUCCAAGUUGUAUUUCAAUAGAUUGUGGAGAUCCAGCCCCUACUAACGGUAAUUCUGACACGCCUGAAGGCACCACCUUGGGAUCUGUAGCUGGUGUUAGCUGUAAAGAUGGUUACAUUCUGUCUGGAGACGCAAUACUGACAUGCGAAGCGGGUCCACAAUGGAGUGAUAACUCAGCUUGCGUAAGAGAUUGUGGAAUUCCCUCUGUGACAAACGGCGCUGUUGAUUAUUCGUCCGGAACAUUAUUUGGUACCACGGUGACUGUUACGUGUUAUAUAGGGUACAAUCGGACAGGAGCUUCAACCUGGGCGUGCGUUGACUCUGGAUGGAAUGACACAACCACCUGUGUCAUACAAGAUUGCGGAGAUCCGUCUCCGACCGAUGGAGUGGCAAAGGUCCCUACCGGAACGACAUACGGUGAAGUUGCCUUUAUUAGCUGUAACGAAGGUUACAUAUUGCAAGGAGAGGAACAUAUUACUUGUGAGGAAGGGGAGAUUUGGAGUUCCUACCCAUCAUGUAUUAAAGAUUGUGGCGAUGCGACACCAGUCAACGGUGAAGCAAGUUACUCCGCUGGUACAACUCUUGGUGAAACUGCAACUGUAACAUGUAAUUCCGGGUAUGACCUGACUGGCUUAUCUUCACUUACAUGUACUGACAGCGGCUGGGACGAUACACCGAUAUGUGUAAUACAAAACUGUGGAGAUCCUGCACUUGCGAACGGAACAGCAAAUACUCCGACGGGAACAACAUACGGUGAAGUAGCAUUUAUAAGCUGUAAUGAAGGUUACACUUUACAAGGAGAUGAACAUAUUACCUGCGAGGACGGAGGAUCGUGGAGUUCUAGUCCUACUUGUGUUUCAAUAGACUGUGGAGAUCCAGCCCCUACAAACGGCCAGUCAGACACACCUGAAGGUACCACUCUGGGAUCUGUAGCUGGUGUUAGCUGUAACGAUGGGUACGUUCUGUCUGGGGACGCCAUACUGACAUGUGAAACCGGUCCAAAAUGGAGUGAUAGCCCAACGUGCGUUAGAGACUGCGGAUCUCCGGUGGUUGAAAAUGGCAAUGUAGACGCUUCAUCCGGCACGUUAUUUGGUCAGUCGGUGUUGGUCACAUGUAAUGAAGGGUUCGAUAUAUCAGGAGCUUCGACAUGGACAUGCGUUGAUUCUGGCUGGAAUGCCACGGCAUCUUGUGUUAUACAAGAUUGCGGAAACCCGCCACUUGAAAACGGAAUAGCAAAGACUCCGACGGGAACAGCGUAUGGGGAAGUAGCAUUUAUACACUGCAAUGAAGGGUACACUUUGCAAGGAGAUGAACACAUUACCUGUGGGGCCGGAGGAUCGUGGAGUUCUACUCCUACUUGUAUUUCAAUAGACUGUGGGGAUCCAGCUCCUUUUAACGGUCAGUCUGACACGCCGGAGGGUACCACUCUGGGAUCUGUAGCAGGUGUUAGCUGUAACGAUGGUUACGUUCUGUCUGGAGACGCCAUAUUGACAUGUGAAACCGGUUCAAUAUGGAGUGAUGACCCAACUUGUAUUAAAGAUUGCGGUGAUCCAGCGCCAUCUAACGGUGGGGCAAGUACUGUGAGUGGUACAACGCUUGGUGAAACUGCUACAGUCACAUGUGAUUCUGGUUAUGACCUCACUGGUUCCUCUACACUUACAUGUACUGACAGCGGCUGGGAUGGUACGCCAAUUUGCGUUAUACAAGUCUGUGAAGACCCAACACCUGCUAACGGAUAUGCCCAGCUACCUACUGGGAGGACGUUUGGCUCAAGUGUUUUUCUCAGCUGUGCGACUGACUACACUCUUAUGGGAGACUCUCUGAUUGUAUGUCUUAAUGGUGGCGUGUGGAGUGAUACACCAUCAUGUGUUAAAAACUCGGAACUUCCUGACGCUACAACGCAAACGCCUGCACAAGAGGAUAAUACGUUCAAUUUUGAAACUACUUUGAUAUUUGGUCUUCUGCUUGGAUUGGUUGUAUUGGUUGCAAUUAUAUCAGCAGGAGUUUUCAUCUACCUCAAACGAUGCCGACAACCAGCAAACAAGCAUGAAGUUAUAGAUGAAAGUGAAUUCAGACGAAGUGCCAUCCACGACGGCUAUCCCGACGAUUUUGACGACGACGAUUUAAAUUACCCGCCGAUAUUGCUGGCUCAUCCUCCACCAAGCAGUCGAGAGGCAGUGCCGCCUCUGCAGUUUACACAGAAAGGUAACGUAAAUAUAGUACCACCAAUGACUAAAAAGGAAAAACCGCCUGAAGAUGUGAAGAAAGCUCUUGGAGCAGCCGCUGUGUUACCAACACCUCCUAAACCAGUAAAUGGAAAGAAUAAGAAAGGUUUACCACCUGUUCCUGACGAUGUCCGAAAAAUGCAUGAAAGUCAACCAAAGUCAUCUCCAAGAAUUCCGUCUGUAACAGAUGCACUUCCUCAAAACGCUGAGAUCACUGCACCUGUAAAUGAAUUUGAAAGCACUGAUAAUUCUAGACAAGUAAAAAUGACAGCCCUUAAUAAAGAUCUCCAACAAACUAUUUCUAAUGAGAAGAGUGGUGCUAUUCCAAAAGCACAAAAAUCAGUUACAAAACCGACAGGUCUCAAAAACAAACCGCCACAAAAGAAAGACGACAAAAAAGUGGUUGAUCUGAAACGCAAAGUACCUCCAUCAAAAUCAAAACAGGAGAUAAAUAUCGCGAUAAAACCAGUCACAACUGUCAAAACUAAGCCUUUAAAGGAAUCUUCAAAACCAGUAACUAAAGACAUUGAACAAGAUAAGAGUAAAGAAAAUAUUCCGACCGACCUGAAAUCUGAUGAGACUGUCAUAGAUAUAGAGGGUGAAAGACAAGAAGAUAAACCAAAAUCUUCUGUGCCAAUUCCGACUAUAGAUAUAGAGCAAUGCACUCCAAGAAAAGAAAGUCAAUCCAAAGAAACUGAAGACCAGUCCAAUACAGCCGGGAAGAAUAAAAAAGACGCUUUGCUUUCCGCCAGAGAAAAAGCAUCUUCCGAAUCUGGAGAACGGACAGAAAGGAAUCAGUCAUUUUUGGUUAAAAAUGAAACAAAAAAUGAUCAGAAGGAUUUGGAUGCAUUCUUUGAUGCAGACAGUACAACAGAUAAAGCUGAAUCCCUAAACGAUCAAAAACGUGACGAACCGAGAGAUGACAAUUUAGAGCUACAAAGUAUAAGUACAAGCCAAAGUCCAUACAAGGAAAUGCAUCACCUUCUACCUCCAGUCCCACACCUUCAUAAUCAGUUUGAUCCUGUUAAAUCACGUAACAGUCCAGAAAGCCCGAAGGUAGGGUCUACAGGACAACACCAUAUGCAUUCAAAUGUAGCCAACAUUUCAUCUAAUGCCAUGCCAAUCAUGCCGUCUGUUGAAAGUGUUAUACCAACAGAAACCUCUCCUGCCUCUUCUGAAAAAGCUGGAGAUUCUGAUACGCAUGUAGAAACUUUACAUGAUGGUGACAAUACAGAUUCCCUAACCUCGAAUUCGGAAGUUGAUAUUCCAUCGCCACCACCGAAACCAACCAAACAGUUUAUCUUUGAUCCCGAGCCAACACCAGGAAUAUUUAAAAAGUCACUUCAUAGAAGUGAUCAUACGGACACAUUCUAUGGUGUAGAUCCACACGAAGAAUCGAGUCCAAAUAAACAUGUUAUUAGACCUGGUAGGUCGACAGGACCAGCUAAGAGUGCAGCAUCAUCAAGGCUUCUUAAGUCUUCAUACGGAACUAAACCUAAAGAGGCUCUGACUGUAUAUAAUCCAGCUAUUGCGAAAAAAGAAAUAGAUCCAAAAAUUAAAGAUAUUGAACAUAAUAAAAGAGAGAAAGAAAGGAAAGAACUUGAAAAGAUGAGAAAAAUAAGAAUGGGUGCUAUAUCAGCUGCUUAUGGAAGCAUAUCACCAACAAAAGGAAUGAAAAAGAAAUAAUUUGGUGCUUUUUUCAAAAACCGUGCCUUAGCUACUUCUUAAAAACAUUCAUGCUUUAACUAUUUAUAUUUGUGUAAUAACGCAAUUGUUUUUCAUAUACAUUGUAUUUGUAAAUCUUUAGAAUUCAAAUUUCCGUCCAUUGAAUACCAAGUGAUAUUUUAUGCAUUAAUAAAUAACAUUUUGUGUGAUACAUUUUAGAACAGUUUAAAUUUUGUUUGUUCGACAUUUAAUUUACUUACCUAAUAAAUACAUAUGACAAAUA
Mercenaria mercenaria is the source of this 10784-nucleotide messenger RNA. Its product is annotated as CUB and sushi domain-containing protein 1-like. The transcript is spliced from 53 exons. The coding region runs from base 281 to 10522 and encodes 3413 amino acids. The record is from RefSeq and is a predicted model, not a curated record. Lineage: Eukaryota; Metazoa; Mollusca; Bivalvia; Venerida; Veneridae.